UCGUGGAAUGGCUUCCUGUUUCCUCUGUGCCGCUCUCCUCUGAAAGAUGGAAUAUUGUUUACUUUCUUCAACACCCGUUUUUAAAAAGUAUCACCUGGUGCGGGGCAACACACCGCCGGGAGCCGGAUAUAGAGUGUUCGAGAAGGGAACAGCAGUGCUGGCAGGGCGCUCACCAUGCUGCUAUCCCAGCUGCCAGAGGAUGUUCUCUAUCAUAUCUUGUCUUAUUUGGACUACAAAUCUCUCAGUCGCCUCUCUCAAGUUUGUAAAACUAUUUACCACUUCGUAAACCGGGACGCCGUGUGGAGGAAGAUUGCUAAAGAGUUUUUAAACACUGGAAUUACUCGGAAUGGGACGGACAUAUAUCGUCACAUCCCACUGAAGGAGAGAGUGAAGAUAGCUCAAAACUGGUAUGAUGGGGUCUGCAAAAGGGCUAUUCCUCUCAAAUGGAAAACUAAACUGUUGCCUUGGUUGCAGCUGGAUGGAGACAUACUCUUUCUGUCUCAGGCUGCUGAUAUUGGAGCGUACCAUCUGCACCAUGACUCCCGGAGGCUUCAGUCUAAACCAUUUGAAAUCUACUCGGGCCACAAGGGUGAUGUCUGUCGCUUUGUUGUGAUGGACUCUCACCUGAUCAGUGGUGGAAGUGAUGGCAAGAUCCUGGUCCACAGCAGGAGGAGUGACAUGUCGAUGGAGUUAUCAGGUCAUGAACAGGAAGUUAACUGCCUGGAUUCGAAAGAUGGACUCAUCAUCAGUGGAUCCAGAGACCGAACAACCCGGAUUUGGACUUUGACUUCCAGCUGCCCAAGAGACACCAUUCCCAUGUACGAUAGAGUAUGGUCUGUUGCUAUUAGUCCCACACUGAGCUCCUUUGUGACAGGCACUGCAUGCUGUGAGAACUUCUCCCCUCUUCGCAUCUGGGAUGUUGAGCGGUUGGAGUGUGUGUGCAGUCUGGGCUCACAGUUUCGACGUGGGGCUGGCGUGUUGGACAUGGUGUUUGAGUCUCCAUUCCAGCUCUUUACCUGCGGCUAUGAUACCUUCAUUCGACUGUGGGACCUCCGACUCAGCCCACGAAAGUGUGUAAUGGAGUGGGAGGAGCCUCAUGACAGCGCUCUGUACUGCAUCCAGACAGACGGAAAUCACAUGAUAGCCAGCGGCUCCUCGUAUUAUGGUGUCGUACGACUCUGGGACAAGCGGCAGACUGAAUGCCUGCAGUUCUUCCAGCUGAGCUCAGACCCAGUGAGCAGCCCAGUGUACUGCCUCAGGUUCAGCAGCUCGCACCUGUAUGCUGCCCUGGCCACUGCUCUGCACUCCCUGGACUUCAGCCAGAACCCCGUCUACAUCAGAUGAUACACACACACAAACUUCUCAUAUUUAUCUGUUCAAUAAAGCUGUCUAUUUUCACAAUAAAUGUUUUCACAUUUUCAAAGGAACUGCUUAU
Messenger RNA from Chelmon rostratus (copperband butterflyfish), 1435 nucleotides. RefSeq names its product F-box and WD repeat domain containing 4 (gene fbxw4). The coding region runs from base 175 to 1344 and encodes 389 amino acids. The record is from RefSeq and is a predicted model, not a curated record. Gene Ontology annotation, molecular function: protein binding. Lineage: Eukaryota; Metazoa; Chordata; Actinopteri; Chaetodontiformes; Chaetodontidae. The transcript is spliced from 9 exons. Gene Ontology annotation, biological process: SCF-dependent proteasomal ubiquitin-dependent protein catabolic process. Gene Ontology annotation, cellular component: SCF ubiquitin ligase complex.